Molecule: messenger RNA, 3168 nt
Organism: Mycotypha africana
Lineage: Eukaryota; Fungi; Mucoromycota; Mucoromycetes; Mucorales; Mycotyphaceae
Product: glycine dehydrogenase
Exons: 3
Coding region: 81-3089 (1002 amino acids)
Biological process (GO): glycine decarboxylation via glycine cleavage system
Cellular component (GO): mitochondrion; glycine cleavage complex
Molecular function (GO): glycine binding; glycine dehydrogenase (decarboxylating) activity; pyridoxal phosphate binding
Source: RefSeq, a predicted model, not a curated record
UUCUUUUCUGAUUUUUCCUUCUUUAUCUCUUUCUCUCUUUUGCUUUCCACUAGCUUUGCAACAACCAACAAUAUACCAAUAUGUUGUCUCGUAUAGCUACCAGAUCUAGAGGCGUCAUUACACGAUUGCCCGUACAGCGCCUUGCUGUCAGACAACAACCUUCUAUUGUUACUAGACCGUUUGUUCGAUUCCAACACUCAACUCCACCUGCCUUAGCUAAAAUUGCACCACUAGACACCUUCCCUCGUCGUCACCUUGGUUCUCAAAAGAAAGAAAUUGAUGAGAUGUUGAACCAGUUAGGCAUGAAGAACAUUGAUGAAUUACUCUCCAAAACCAUUCCUGCCUCUAUUCGUUCUCCUAAGCCUUUAGCUAUCGGCAAAGGUGAAACAGAACGUGCUUUAUUGGCCCGUUUGAAAGAAAUGGCAUCCAAAAACAAGGUCAACCGUUCCUACAUCGGUCAAGGUUAUACUGACACAGUUGUUCCAAAUGUCAUUUUGCGUAACAUUUUGGAAAACCCUGCUUGGUACACUCAGUAUACACCCUAUCAACCUGAAAUUGCUCAAGGCCGUCUCGAAUCUUUGUUGAACUAUCAAACAAUGGUCAGUGAUUUAACUGGUUUACCCAUUGCUAAUGCUUCACUUUUGGAUGAGGGUACUGCUGCUGCUGAAGCCAUGUUGAUGGCAUGGCAAGCUGCUCGUCGUAAGAAAAAUUUAUUCGUUGUCGAUGAAAAUUGUCACCCUCAAACUAUCUCCUGUUUGAAGACUCGUGCUGAAUCUUUCAACAUUGAAGUCGUUGUUGCCGACACAUUCAACUACAAUUUCCAAGAAAAUAAGAAGAAUCUUUGCGGUGUUUUGUUACAGUAUCCCGAUACCCGCGGUUCUGUUAAAGAUUAUGAAGCAUUGACAGCUAGUGUUCAUGCUGCUGGUGGUCAAGUCGCCGUUGCUACUGAUUUGAUGGCUUUGACCUUAUUGAAGGCUCCUGGAGAAUUUGGCGCUGAUAUUGCUUUAGGUAACUCUCAACGCUUCGGUGUCCCUAUGGGUUUCGGUGGUCCCCAUGCCGCCUUCUUUGCUUGUAAGGAUGAGCACAAGCGUAGAAUGCCCGGCCGUUUGAUCGGUGUUUCUAAGGAUGCUGAUGGUAACAAUGCUUACCGUCUUGCUCUCCAAACAAGAGAACAACACAUUCGUCGUGAAAAGGCUACUAGUAACAUUUGUACCGCUCAAGCUUUAUUAGCUAACAUGGCUGCCAUGUACGCUGUCUAUCACGGUCCUGAAGGUAUCAAGGCUAUCGCCCAACGUAUCAAUAACUUGACUGCUGUCUUGGCUGAAGGUGUUCGCAAGGCCGGUUAUACUAUUGAGAACGACGGCAAUUUCUUCGACACCCUUUCUAUCAAGGUCGGUAACUCAUCUUCUAUCCUUCAAAAGGCUGCUUCUGCUGGUAUCAACCUUCGUGCCAUUGACAAUGGUACCGUUGGUGUCACUUUGGACGAAGCUGUCACUGAAAGUGAAUUAGUCAAGUUGCUCGAAGUCUUCCAAAAGGAUGGUGCUCCUUCCGUCAAUGUCGAAGAGAUCUCAGCUGCCCUUGACAAGAAUGCUUCCACUUAUCCUACUGCUCUUCAACGUACUUCUCCCUAUUUGGAGCACCCCGUUUUCAAUGCUUACCACUCCGAAACUGAAAUGCUUCGAUACAUUCAUCACCUCGAAAGCAAGGAUCUUUCUUUAGUUCACUCCAUGAUUGCUCUUGGUAGCUGUACCAUGAAGUUGAAUGCUACUACUGAAAUGAUUCCAGUCACAUGGCCUGAGUUCUCCAACAUUCAUCCUUUCGCUCCUGUUGAACAAACUGAAGGCUACCUUGCUAUGCUCGACGAACUUGCUGAUGAUUUGAAGGAAAUCACUGGUUUCUCCGGUGUGUCUCUCCAACCUAACUCUGGUGCUCAAGGUGAAUAUGCUGGUCUUCGUGUCAUUCGUGCCUACCAUCAUGCUCGCGGCGAUACCCAACGUAACGUCUGCUUGAUUCCUAUUUCUGCUCACGGUACCAACCCUGCUUCCGCUGCUAUGUCCGGCAUGGAUGUUGUCAUCAUCAACUGUGAUAACGAAGGCAAUUUGGAUAUGGCUGAUUUGAAGGCCAAGGCUGAAAAGCAUAAGGAUCGCUUGGCUGCUAUUAUGAUUACUUAUCCUUCCACCUUUGGUAUGUUUGAAACUGGUGUUGCUGAAGCCUGUAAGGUUAUUCACGAGAAUGGUGGUCUCGUCUACAUGGAUGGCGCCAACUUGAAUGCUCAAAUUGGUUUGACCAAGCCCGCUGAAAUUGGUGCUGAUGUCUGCCACAUGAACUUGCACAAGACCUUCUGUAUUCCUCACGGUGGUGGUGGUCCAGGUAUGGGUCCCAUUGCUUGUACUGAAGCACUCAAGCCUUACCUCCCUGGCCAUCCUACCGUUACUUGCGGCGGUCAAAAUGCCAUUGGUCCCGUCUCUGCUGCCCCUUACGGUUCUGCUUCCAUCCUUCCUAUUUCAUGGGCUUACAUCAAGAUGAUGGGCGGUGAAGGUCUUACACAAUCUACCAAGCUUGCCAUUUUGAACGCUAACUACAUGGCCAACCGUCUUAGGGAUCAUUACGAAAUUUUAUAUACCAACGAAAAUGGCAUGUGUGGUCAUGAAUUCAUUGUAGAUAUCAGACCUUUCGGUGAUCAUGGUAUUGAAGCCAUUGAUAUUGCUAAGCGUCUGCAAGAUUACGGUUUCCACAGUCCUACUAUGUCUUGGCCCGUGACGAACACUCUCAUGAUCGAACCUACUGAAUCUGAAAGCAAGGCUGAAUUAGAUCGUUUCUGUGAUGCUAUGAUUGCUAUUAGAAAGGAAAUUCAACAAGUCGUCGAUGGUAAACUUCCUAAGGGUGACAACAUGCUUAACCGCGCUCCUCAUUCCCUUAAGACAUUGAUGGCUGAUAAGUGGGACCGUCCUUACACCCGUGAAGUGGCUGCCUUCCCCAUGCCUUAUCUCCGCGAGAAGAAAUUCUGGCCAUCCGUUUCUCGCGUCGAUGAUGCCUAUGGUGAUCGUAACUUGAUGUGUACUUGUCCUUCUCCUGAAGAAUAUAUGUAAAGCUUACUAUAUUUAGAUCUUUAUUUCUGUUGAAUUCCAUCAAUCCAUCAUAUUAUACUUUUUGUAAAAUAGACUUUUU